Molecule: messenger RNA, 1839 nt
Organism: Chlorella variabilis
Lineage: Eukaryota; Viridiplantae; Chlorophyta; Trebouxiophyceae; Chlorellales; Chlorellaceae
Exons: 11
Coding region: 1-1839 (612 amino acids)
Cellular component (GO): membrane
Molecular function (GO): glycosyltransferase activity
Source: RefSeq, a predicted model, not a curated record
AUGACCUUUGUGGAGGUCAUGGAGUCGCCACAGAAACCGGCGGCGGCGGUGCCGGGCGCGAGGACUCGCGCGACGCGGGUGCUGCUGGCUGUGGCCGCCCUGCUGCUGUGCGCGCCCAUGGCGUGGCUGGUCACUGCCACCCUCACGGUCAAGCAGAUGUCCUUGAGCCGGGUCCAGGUCCGGCUCAACUUUGCAGCCCUGAUAGACUGGAGCACCGAGGGCCCGUCCAUGUCUGCAGACUCCACAUGCUCCCAGGCCUUGGGAAUACAGACCGUGGCGCUCAUGUUCCUCACCACGGGGCCCAUCCCGCAUGAGCGCUCGUGGCGGCUGUGGCUAGACGGCGCAGCGGGCUGGCUGCCCUACCAGGGGCUGCCGGCAGCACAGGGAGCGGCGUGCAGCCCCACGCCACAGCGCUGGGACAAGCUGGUGUCGGCCUGCGCCAACAGCCAGCAGCAGCACCUGUACAAGCUGUAUGUGCACGCCCUGCCCAACUUUACAGGCGAGACACCCUGCACUGCUCUGUUGGUGGCUGGGGCGUGGGUGAUUGGGGUUGGAGAUGGGUACGACCCCGCCAGCAUCUUCCACGGCCGCCUCAUCCCGUACCGCGUGGUGACGGAGUGGGGGGACAUGUCGCUGGUGGUGGCGGAGCGCCUGCUGCUCAAGGCUGCGCUGCAGGAUCCAGCCAACUCCAGGUUCCUGCUGGUCAGCGACAGCGGCAUGCCCCUGUACGACCCGCUCACCUUCUACCAGCAGCUCAUGCACGAGGACAAGUCGCGGGUGAAGUCGUGCCGCGUGGGCUACCUGUCAGACUACCGCUGGCACCCAGUCAUGGCGCUCAAGGGCGUGCGGCGGUCGCAGUGGCGCAAGAGCAGCCAGUGGUUUGGCCUGACGCGGCAGCACGCUGAGCUGGUGGCAAACGACCAGCAGCUGUAUGCUGUGUUCAACCGGUACUGCCGUGGCUGGGACCAGCGCAGGGAUGUGGAGUGCUACCCAGAUGAGCACUACAUCCCCACCCUGCUGUCGGUGCGGGGCCUGGAGAAUGAGACGUACUGCAAGGGAUACGGCCUGGCAGCAACAAACUGGAGCUCGGGCGGCGCCCACCCACGCGCCUGGCGGAGCCGCGAGAUCAAACCCUGGCUGAUGGAGAGCCUGCGCACGACGGGGCUCAGCUCGCGGCUCCUGCAGUGCAGCAACGCCAGCACCGUCAUCAGAGAUGCGCAGCAGAUGUUCCUGCCCCUGCGCCCCGCCCUGGAGGCCGCCGAGCAGCAGGAGGCCUGCCAGCUGCUGCGGGGGGGCAGCAAGGAGCUGAUAGACAAGUUUGAGCGCCCCAUGCCCGGCGACUGCCCCCUCAUAGCCCGCAAGUUCCCAAAGUUCACUACGGUAGCAGUGCACUCGCUGCUCAAGCGCACCUGCCUGGGGGGCAGCCUGACCGGCAACUGCACCGGCAUCAAGGCGGCGGCCGUGCUGCAGCCCCGCAGUGCGCCGGCGCAGGCACAGGCAGCGCAGGCGGCACAGGGCGCGCAAGCAGCGCAGACAGCGCAGGCGCAGGCAGCCCGUGCGGCAGAGAGGGCGCGGGCGGCGCAGGCAGCCCGGGCGCAGGUAGCGCAGGUGGCACGGGCAGCCCAGGAGGGGCAGCAGGCAUCGCGGGCGCAGGCAGCUCGGGUGGCGCAGGGAGCGUUGGCGGCGCAGCGGCCGAUACGGAACUGGCGUGCCUUGCUGCACCGGGCAGACACUGUACCUUGCCAGCUGUGCGGCCACCGAGCUCUCGCCUCCAACGGUGAGGAUGUUUAUGAUAGCACUGAACACUUGAACAUUGCAAACACAGGCCACGUCGUGUGA